Molecule: messenger RNA, 7176 nt
Organism: Menidia menidia (Atlantic silverside)
Lineage: Eukaryota; Metazoa; Chordata; Actinopteri; Atheriniformes; Atherinopsidae
Source: the annotation of a GenBank genome assembly
AUGGAUUACUUUCUGCUUUUAUGCAGCCUCUUGCUUCCCGUGGUGUUCGCAGUUGAAGAGACAUUGAUGGACACAAAGUGGGCCACGACAGAAUUAGCAUGGACUGCACACCCUGAGACUGGGUGGGAAGAGGUGAGCGGCUACGAUGAUGCCAUGAACCCUAUUCGGACGUACCAAGUCUGUAACGUACGGGAACUCAACCAGAAUAACUGGCUUCGUAGUGACUUCAUCCCACGUAAAGACGUACUGCGCGUAUAUGUGGAAAUGAAAUUCACUGUUCGUGACUGCAACAGCAUUCCCAACAUACCAGGUUCUUGCAAAGAGACCUUCAACCUCUUCUACUAUGAGUCUGACUCAGAUUCAGCCACGGCCACGAGCCCUUUCUGGAUGGAGAACCCCUAUGUGAAGGUGGACACCAUUGCUCCGGACGAGAGCUUCUCAAUGCUGGAGUCGGGUCGAGUGAACACAAAAGUCCGCAGUUUCGGGCCACUCUCCAAAGCCGGGUUCUACUUGGCCUUCCAGGACCUCGGGGCCUGCAUGUCCCUCAUCACAGUGCGGGUGUUUUACAAGAAGUGCUCCACCACGAUCGCCAACUUCGCCGUUUUCCCAGAGACAGCGACCGGGGCUGAGGCAACCUCCCUGGUCAUUGCACCAGGAACCUGUGUGCCCAAUGCCCUGGAGGUGUCUGUGCCUCUUAAGCUCUACUGCAACGGAGAUGGAGAGUGGAUGGUUCCUGUAGGAGCCUGUACCUGCUCAGCUGGUUUUGAACCAGCCAUGAAGGCAACGCAGUGUCAAGCUUGCAGCCCCGGCAGCUUCAAGUCCAAACAAGGGGACGAACUCUGUUUUCCAUGCCCAGAAAACAGCCGUGCAACUUCCGGAGCGUCAAGCAUUUGCUCGUGUCGAAACGGUUUUUACCGCUCAGACACCGAUUCUCCGGAGUCCCCAUGUACAACUGUUCCAUCCGCCCCGCGGAGCGUCAUCUCCAUUGUGAACGAAACCUUUCUGUUACUGGAGUGGAGUGAGCCCCGGGAACUGGGUGGGCGUGAGGACAUCUUCUACAACGUCAUCUGUAAGAAGUGCCUCCCAGAACGGGGAAUGUGCUCGCGGUGCGACGACAACGUGGACAUUUCUCCGCGCCACUUGGGCCUGACCCAGCGCCGCGUCGCCGUCCGGAACCUACAGGCGCACACGCAGUACAGCUUUGAGAUCCAGGCGGUCAAUGGUGUCUCCAAUAAAAGCCCCUAUGUACCCCAGUUCUCGACUGUGAACAUCACCACCAAUCAGGCCGCUCCGUCUGCAGUGCCCACAGUCCACCUGAUGGCGGCCACGGCGAGUACCAUGAGCCUGUCCUGGCUUCCUCCAGAAAAACCCAACGGAAUCAUUCUGGAUUAUGAGAUUAAAUACCAUGAGAAGGAUCAGGGUGAGGCCAUUGCCCACACCAUGACUGCCCAACGCAGCAAUGCCCGCAUUGAGGGUCUAAAGGCUGGGACGCCCUAUGUGGUCCAGGUCCGUGCCCGGACGGUUGCUGGUUAUGGGCGUUACAGCAAUCCAGCGGAUUUCAGCACCAACUUGCAAACUGACCCACCUAAGUCAUUGCAGGAGCAACUGCCUCUCAUUAUUGGAUCAGCCACCGCCACCUUGGUCUUCAUCAUUGCAGUUGUAGUCAUCGCUAUUGUCUGCCUCAGAAAACAGAGAAAUGGUUCAGAGUCAGAAUACACGGAGAAACUGCAACAGUACAUAACGCCGGGAAUGAAGGUCUACAUAGACCCCUUCACGUAUGAGGACCCCAAUGAGGCAGUGCGCGAAUUUGCCAAGGAGAUUGACGUGUCCUGCGUGAAGAUCGAGGAGGUCAUUGGCGCAGGUAACCCACCAAAGCUCCUGAGCUACAGGGGGAAGACUGCUAGUCACCUCCAGGCCAUACCGUUAGAGGACUUCACACCAAGCGGAGAGUUUGGUGAGGUAUGCCGCGGUCGCCUGAAGCUGCCCGGGCGCAGAGAAAUCAUCGUGGCCAUCAAGACUCUCAAAGUCGGAUACACUGACCGCCAGAGACGAGACUUCCUGUCCGAGGCUUCCAUCAUGGGCCAGUUUGACCACCCCAACAUUAUCCGUCUGGAGGGUGUGGUCACCAAGAGUCGGCCAGUGAUGAUUGUGACAGAGUUCAUGGAAAAUGGGGCUCUGGAUUCUUUUCUUAGGCUCAAUGAUGGACAGUUCACUGUGAUCCAGCUGGUGGGCAUGCUGCGUGGAAUCGCCGCUGGCAUGAAGUAUCUGUCAGACAUGAACUACGUGCACAGAGACUUGGCGGCCCGGAACAUAUUAGUGAACAGUAAUCUGGUGUGUAAAGUGUCAGACUUUGGCCUAUCUCGUUUCCUCGAGGAUGACCCCACGGAUCCAACCUACACCAGCUCAUUGGGAGGGAAAAUUCCCAUCCGCUGGACGGCUCCUGAGGCUAUUGCCUACAGGAAAUUCACCUCAGCCAGUGACGUGUGGAGCUACGGUAUUGUCAUGUGGGAAGUCAUGUCGUAUGGCGAGCGGCCGUAUUGGGACAUGAGCAAUCAAGAUGUGAUAAAUGCUGUGGAGCAGGACUAUCGACUGCCUCCACCAAUGGACUGCCCCACAGCCCUUCACCAGCUCAUGUUGGACUGCUGGGUGAAGGAGAGGAACCUUCGACCCAAAUUCACCCAGAUCGUAGCCACGCUGGAUAAGCUUAUUCGCAAUGCUGCCAGCCUUAAAGUGGUCACUAACAGCACACAGUCCACAGGGGUAUCCCAGCCCUUGCUUGACCGUUGUGUGCCAGACUAUACCACUUUCACCACUGUGGGGGACUGGCUGGACGCCAUCAAGAUGAGUCGCUACCGUGACAACUUCGUCAACGCCGGAUUCGCUUCCUUUGACCUGGUGGCCCAGAUGACAGCAGAGGACCUACUUCGGAUAGGGGUGACGUUGGCCGGCCAUCAAAAGAAGAUUCUUGGUAGCAUUCAGGACAUGAGACUACAGAUGAACCAAACACUUCCUGUACAGGUGUGAGUGACAAGACACACAGAUGGAUGCAGUCAAAGGACAGCGAGACAGGAAAAGAGGGAACUGUGCCAGAGAGGUCCGCUGGAAAACCCUAGCUGCCUGACCCAUCUCUGCCAAUUACACAAUAUAAAACUGGCAUGCAGUGCCUCUGAAUAUAUAUUUUUUUCUUUUAUUUCACUACCACUUACAUUUCCUGUCCCAACUCUUUUUGUUUUUUAUCAUCAUUUUUUUUCCCCCAUCCGGAUGGAGUUUGUUUGUGAAAGAAGAGAAAGAUUUAAUCCCUUUUUUCCCGUGCGUGCAUCACCAUGAGUGGGUUGAUGUUUGCACGCAUGGGUUUUUUUUAGUGAGGUUGGCCUUAGUCACACUCUGAUCGUAACACAAGAGCCUCUUCCCUUGACCUCUCAACACAGCUCUGUUGGAUUGAAUACACACUGAAGAAUGAACACCAAUAUAUUAAAAAACAGUGAUGUGCAAAUAUCACUUCAAUUAUAAGAAACAAAGCGGAAAAAAAACUUUCAAAAAUCAGAUGUGUGUCAGACCUUGGAGGAUAGAGGACAAUUCUAUCCCUGGUAGAAGUUUUCUUUAUUGUGCAUGUGUUAUAUUCUUCAUCUUCAUAUUGAAGGUGUGUUACCUAAAAAGGUCACUUCCUGGAGAGGGGGUAGGUGGUGAGGGAAGGAUUCAAGAUGGGCUGCAGUUACAGGUCAAGAGGAUGACAGAGAUCAAGAAGGUCAAAGGAAGGCAGCCACAGUUGUGGACACCUGUUGGGUCAUCAGAUAACCAUGUCCCUCUAAUCUGGAGUGACUCAGGAUAGUUCUGCAGUUUUGGGAACACCUGCUUAUCAACAGUGUUCUGGCGCAUAAAUAAUAUUUUUACUUUUAUUUGUCCACGGUCGAUUAAUUUUCUUUUUUUUUCCUACACACUUUUGGGAGACUUGUGGUUUUAAAGUGGCCGGUCAAACUGAAGUAGCCCCCCUCCGCUGAACACUUUUUGUGACUGGGGGGAGAUGAGGACUAUGGCUAUGACUAUUGAAAGACCCUUUGGCCUUGUGUGUGCAUUUUUUGUACCUGUGUGUGUGUGCGUGUGCGUGUGCAUGUAUGCGUGUACGUGUGAUUAGGUGUGCCUGGAUGUGUGGGUGUUAUCUAGUGCACACAAAUAUACUGUACAAUACAGCUUCUGCUAUUUGCCACCAUGGAGAAUUAACGCAUGAACUGAAUUGAACUGUAAUCCGGAGCAACUAUAUCUGAAACAAUUACGCUAUACUCUGUGGACAGCCGUUUUUUUUUUAUUGGAUCCAAAAAUGGACUUUGGACACACCGUACAUACACACACAACAUUUACCUGAGAGAAACCAUGAUGGACACCCUCAUUUCUACUUACUAUUAUCUGGAUUUAGAAUAAUCAAAUCUUGUUUUAAUUUCUUGAUACCCUGCCCUAUGUAUUUAUUUGUACUUCAUCCACCAACCCAAAAUCCCCCACCAACAACCAGAUGGACGAGGCCGUUUGGGAGAGUGGACUUGGAACAAUCAGAUGGAAAAGAAACUAAGAAAGAGGAUUUGCCUUGGAAUUGAUUGUUAUUAAACUAAGGAAAUUGCAUAUAAAUUGGAUAUUGUAUCUUUGUUGUUGUUCUAAACAGCCUGUACAUGUUUUGUAACAAAAAAAAAAAGACAAAUGACAAAAGAAACAUGGUGUUUUUGACGAAAAGGUUUUUUUCUGAAAUGUUUGCGUGAGUUGGAUUAACGAUGUGAAAGGGAUGACGACAAAGAGGAGGGCAAAUUAUGAGUUAGAGAAGAAGAAAUGAACACAACCCAUCUCAAUUCACAGGUAUUAACCUAAUUGUUCUGCAUAUAUUGUUGUCUCAGCGUUGACAAUGAGUAGGUGUGUUCAGGCUUUUGUGUGCCACCAGAACUUGAUAUUAAGCUCCCCCCACCGGUUUUCAUCCUCAACAUAAAGAACGUUUGUAGAGCACUGGGCUGUUACUAAUUGUCUUCCAGGCACAUUAUGGUUAAUUCCUGCAAACCACUCAACUGUUGUCAAAUCUGUUUUAUGUGGGGCUGUUAAGUGCUUACUUGGGAGCAAGUCCAGCCCGAGAUAAAUGUACGUCCAAGUACACAGUUCACCUUCCUUUAACAUCGUUCAUGCUCACGGAUGAGCGCCACUCCGGGGUCUGCAGUCGCCCUCCUUCAAAAAAGGAUCCUCAUUAGAAAAUCCGGAGCUGUCAGAAGAGAAACCCGUUGGUCUUUGUGUGUCAGGUCGAUUAAUCCAGCAACCAUUUGGGAAUUGCCAGGAUAUGAACGUGCGGCGCACAGGCAUACGCAGACACAGGGCAGGCGGGCCUAUCAUUAUCUCCCAUUCAUUUCCUGUCUGUGCUGCAAUCAUUCUGUCUCAGCUCUGCCUGCUGCAUGAUUAGCACGGCGCAGGAUCAACAGCUCAGGCAUGCACACAGCCAAAAUUCUCAGUCCCCCCUCUUCCUCACUUAACUGAUAGCAGCUGCAUCCCUCAAACCCCGGCUACUUGUGCUUCACACAAGAGGGUGUGUGAAGGUGAUGGAUUACAGAGUGAGGCUCCAUCACCGCUGUGAUCUACCAGAUAGCCUCCAUAUUGUUUCGGUUGGGACUGAUCAGAACAACAUGUGAAUACAGUUCCUUAGGUAUUGAAUGAAAGUCCAAUGUCUCUGGUCAUGCAGUGUGUAUUGCCAGCUUUUUCAAGCCUGUCUAAAGUUCCCUCAGAAGAAGAGGACAUUAUGCAAAACAACAUACUCCCUAUUUAAUGUUGUUCUAUAUUGUCCACAUAUGGAUGUUUUUACUAUUGCUAAUAGUCUGUUAAGAGCUUACUAACCUGUUACAGAAGUAGUGCACACUCAAAUAGUAGUUUUAAAGUUGUGUGCUAAUGCAGUGCAGUAAAUAAGUCUCAGUUUUUUUUAACACGGAAGUGGUGCAUUCCUAUUUUCUAAGAAGCACCACAUUGGGCAACAUUAUAUAUUUUUUACAUUGUGGUGUGCGAAUACUGUGUCCUCCUCCGUUAUGCUGCAAUUAGAAAAAGUGAUUGAGUCCACAUUAAGAAAUGACUGCAAUCAGAAAUGUGGGAUUACCAUGAAUACUAAUUACUGUUCUCUCCUUCAAUCAGCUCAAGUUCUCAGACAGUUUAGCCCAGUUUUGCUAGCUUGUUUGUGGCACCAGACAAAAUGCAGCUGAUGGACAAGAAAAUACGAAAAGGUGGUGGAAGAAUGAGGCUAAACACAAUCAGAUGGUCGACAUGCCAACUCAUGAAAAAUGGCAUUUUGGAGCCUUCAUGAACUAUUGAUGAAGUACACAUGGUUUUCAGGGGUCUGGACUCGUGUUCACCAAAGUCAACCGGCAGUGAGUGAUGAGCUCAACUUGCAGUGUUGCACAUAUUUAAAAGAUUAACCCACCACCACUUCAACUGCAAACAUUUCAUCUCUAAGUUUUUUUUUGUUUUAUUUUCAAUGGCAUCCACAAGAGUUUUUCACAUAAAGCAUUUACAUCGAGGAUGGAACCUGCUCCUCUGUGUUUCUUAUUCAUCCCUGUGACUUACUGAGGUUGGAAAUAAGAUGGACUGUCACUUUUCCCUGUGUGUGCGUCUGUGUGUGUGUGUGUCAGUGUGUGUGGCGGUUAAAAGAAAUGCCCUUUUCUGCAGAGACAGUUUAAUCAGCAGUUUAGUUAUAUCUUUGUGUGCCAAUAUCCAAACUAUCCAAACAUUCCUUAUACCUUUCCUUCCCUGAUUUACAACCUUUGCAUCAUCACAAUCCAUACACACACCCACACAACCCAAAGUCCCCCCCCCACCCUGCUCAUACUUACAACUCUCGUGCUUUGUUUCCUAAAUUGUCUGUUUUAAAUGAAUAUAUUUAGUCUUUUUGUUAUCCUCUAACAAGCUCACCAGUCUUUUGGUCACUUUUUUCCCCCUCUUUUUUUAAGAUAAAAAUAAGCAACAUGUUUCAGAGAGUACUGUAAAUGUUUAGUGUAAUAGGGGCAGGGAAGGGGUUGGUUAAAGAAAUGCAAUUGUUAAUUCCUCUUUGAGAAGCAUUGAGAUGUAUUUAAUGGUGCAGACAUACACAACAAAUUACUAAAAAAUGAUAAUGCAUUCUUGUAGAAAUAUUUUUAAAAGACCCUUUUUGCAAUUAAAUUAUUUAAGAAAUGU